This is a messenger RNA of Pecten maximus, 1188 nucleotides long. Its product is annotated as platelet-activating factor acetylhydrolase IB subunit beta-like. NCBI's taxonomy places the organism in Eukaryota, Metazoa, Mollusca, Bivalvia, Pectinida, Pectinidae. The record is from RefSeq and is a predicted model, not a curated record. The transcript is spliced from 5 exons. The coding region runs from base 97 to 825 and encodes 242 amino acids.
CUCGCAAUGGUAGGCCUGUCACAUUCGGUAUGGCUGCGCAGCCUCCGACAGAUGUUGCUUCCGUGAAGCAUUGAUUUGCUGGCGAUUCCACAUCACAUGGCAGGGAUGAAAAACUGUGCAGAUAGCCCGGAACCCGUGGAAGAUGUCCAAGGAGAUGGACGCUGGAUAAGUCAGCAUCUCCGGUUUAUUGCUGAGGGGAAAAGCAAAGAGCCAGAAGUUCUCUUUAUUGGUGAUUCAAUUAUCCAGCAAAUGAGAUUUUCUAAGGUGUGGACUACCCUGUUGGAACCUCUACAUUGCCUGAACUUUGGUAUCGGCGGCGAUCAGACUCAACAUGUUCUCUGGCGAGUGACUAACGGAGAAUUAGAUUGUAUCCCUCCGAAGGUGAUUGUCCUUCAAGUUGGUACCAACAACCAUGGCCACACAGCUGAGGAAGUUAUAGCAGGAAUCCUGGAGAUUGUUAAAGUUAUACGGACCAAACAACCAAUGGCACAAAUCGUUGUUAUGGGUAUCCUACCAAGGGGAGAAAGACCGAACCCUCUCAGGAUCAAGAACAGCAAAGUGAAUUCUGAAGUUGAAGCAAAAUUACGCUGUCAGAAAAAUGUGACAUUUUUCGCAGUGGAAGACGACACGUUUGUGAACAGUGAGGGGAUGAUUAGUGCAAACGACAUGUAUGAUUAUCUUCACCUGACGCCGGAAGGAUACACCAAGCUUGGGGAACCUCUGCUGGAGGUGAUCGAACACUUGAUGCAGAUGUUUGUAAAGGUAGAGAACGUUUCCCUUGAUAACGACUCUUUAGCUGGGGACCUUGCUUCAGAUACACAGUGAACUGUCGGCCAUUACUGUAAAACGAUACUCGUCCUGCUUGACAGAAUAUUAGCUUCUGUAACAGUUUUGCUAUCAAGUUAAAAUAAUUUUUUUCUUGCGGAAUUGUGGGCACUCUCUGUAAGCUGCGAACUGUUGUUUCCAUAGCAACACUGUUGUUACUGUUGAAUAAGAAAUCAGUGAUUAUCCGAUAAAUAUGCCACAUCUCCUGUAGGUGGUAAUUAUGAAAGAUUUGUUACCAUAGCAACAAAGGUUUUUAUUGUGUCAUAGGAAUUCUAAUCAUGGAGAUUUAGUAACCAUAGCAACAGAGGUUUAUAUUGUGUCAUAGGAAUUCUAAACUUGGAGAUUUAGUAACCAGCAUAGCAU